ACCGUGGGGCGUCCAGGCCGGCGGGGCUUUGUGCGAGCCGUACCUUCCCACUCGCGGCCAGCGCGCGACCUGGGCUCGGCCAGGCUCCGGAAGGGGGGGCUCCGCGCAGCCACUCCCCGAGGUCUGGGGAGCUCAGGCGCCUAGAAGCUUGUGUUCCCUGCGCUUGGCAGUUUUUGUUUCUUUUGUCCUAUUGAGCGCGGACUAGAUAGAGUCAUUUUAGAGUAACAGUUCAGCUGAUCUCUGAUGAUGGGCGCUGCUUCUGCACUGGCCUGCGGGGAUUUCAAAUUUGACAGCCCCCUCAGACCGUAGUCUAGAGAUGAUGUAUCUAGGGAAUGCUGAAGACAGGAAGGAGAUAAACGUUUUUAUUUUAAAGUAACUCCUCACUUGUAUUCCCCCCACCCCCGCUUCAUUUAGAAGCUCAAGAUUUUUCUAAUGGCAUAAAGAUUCAUUUGUGUUGAGGAUGUAGUUUGUUACUUUUCUUAGUGUUUCUCCCCUUCUCCUGUUGAAUGGAAAAUCAACAAUUAUUAGCCAGGGUGCGAUCUACUUUGUGUUCAACUUAUAUACUUCAAUUUGAAAAAAAUGUUUAUUUCUUUGUGGGAGUUCUUCUAUGGGCACUUUUUUCGAUUUUGGAUGAAAUGGCUCUUACGGCAGAUGACCGGAAAGUGUGAAUUGCAGCGAAUUUUUGAUACCUAUGUAGGUGCACAAAGGACACACAGGAUAGAAAAUUCCUUGACCUACUCCAAGAAUAAGGUUUUGCAGAAAGCAACACUUGUUGUUCAGAGUGAAGUAGACAAAUGUGUAGAAGAUAUUAUGAAGGAAAAGAAUAUUAACCCUGAGAAGGAUGCCAGUUUUAAAAUCUGCAUGAAGGCAUGCUUACUGCAGAUAUCCGGUUAUAAACAGCUCUAUUUGGAUGUAGAGAGUGUGAGGAAAAGACCAUAUGAUUCUGAUAACCUCCAACAUGAAAAGCUGCUUCUCAAGCUUUGGAAUCUUCUAAUGCCCACGAAAAAGUUGAAGGCUAGAAUCUCCAAGCAGUGGGCUGACAUUGGUUUCCAGGGUGAUGAUCCCAAAACAGACUUCAGAGGCAUGGGCAUACUUGGAUUAAUCAAUCUCGUGUAUUUCAGUGAAAACUAUACCAGUGAAGCUCACCAGAUUCUUUCCCGUUCAAAUCAUCCAAAAUUAGGGUAUUCUUAUGCAAUAGUUGGAAUCAACCUUACUGAGAUGGCUUAUAGCUUGCUAAAGAGUGAAGCUUUGAAGUUUCAUCUCUACAACUUUGUUCCUGGUAUACCGACAAUGGAACACUUUCAUCAGUUUUAUUGUUACCUUGUCUAUGAAUUUGACAAGUUUUGGUUUGAAGAAAAGCCAGAAAGCAUUAUGUAUUUCAACAUGUAUAGAGAGAAGUUUCAUGAAAAGAUUAAAGGACUCUUACUGGAUUGUAAUGUAUCACUUACUUUAAAAAUAUGAAUCAUCCGUAGUAUCUUCUAUUUCUACCACAUUUUGCACACACAACAGAAUUUAUAUGUUGUAAUAGAAAGUAUCUGAUCAAUUACACUCCUUAUAUAUAAUUUCCUACAAAAAGAUUUCAGAAAUUCUAUUUAAGAAAGCUAGUGGACAAUCAGUGUAUGUUUACAGUUGUUUAUACACUGUUUUCCAAAGGUACCUUAUCCUUCCAAAGAUCCCUUCUGUAGAGUCCUGUGAACUACAGUUUGGAACUUGGGACUUAGCCCAUGUAGUGUAAAAGUACAAAUCAGGUAUUUGUAUUUAAUUGGUUGAUUAAAAUGUGUAAGAAUCAGUUUUGAUUUUUAUGUGUUGUACUAUCAAGUCAGUAUCGUAACCUUUCAAAGCUCUUUUAAGAUUUUUUUGUGUUUUAGUUUGGAGAUGAUUGUUCUUUCUCUUUGUCAUGUUUUCUUCCUAGGUUAAUUAACAGGAAGAGUAGUUCUUCAUGGUUUUCUUUGUUUGCAUCUCAAUCACAUGCCCUAAUGUUGCUUCAUUAGUAGCAAAAAGCAUUGAUAUGUCAGACAGGAUAAAGAAUCAUGGCCUCUUUUUUUUUUUGGUUUCCCUGAUUAUUUAGCAUAAUGGAUAAUGAGAGAAUGACAGUAUUGGUGACUAGCUUUUUUGUUUCUAAAUACUACACUUUAAAAUAUCACAGUGGUAUUUUAAAGCUUAAAAGCAUUUUCUCAUCUUCAGUUAUUUGCUUUUCAGUCAGUUGUAGAAAAGAAGAAUAAUGCUCGGUGUGAAGGCCUUUUAUGAGGCUUCUCUGCCUGUGAGUGUUUAUGAAAAGAGAUGUAUUGGCUAAGAAAAUCUAGACUGUAUUCAAAGGACAGUGGCUAUUUCAAUAAAACUGUCUUUGAACUUAUACAAAAGGAAAAUUUAAAGCUUUUCAAAAAUACUGGUGAAACAUCAUUGGCUUAUUUUAUUUAUGAUUAACUGUUGCUUCUUUUUGCUUUGCCUCCAUGGUGCUUCUGGAUAAUGGUAUAUGGACUUUAUGGGUAUUCUUUGAGUUAGUGGUCUGUGGGAUUCAAAAGUAGCCUGAGGAUGAUGACUGUGCAUUUCGUAUAGCUUUAUUCUCCUAAAAUCUCAGGAGGGCAUCGAGUGCUGUCAAAGAUUAUAUAGUGAUGAGCUUCUCAUGGGAAUGAUUUCUUCCUUGUGUGUUUUAGGCAUUUGUACUCCUAGCAAAACUAAAAGAGUUUAAAGAUAGGUUUGUCUGAUCACUAAGUUCUUAAAUCCUACAGAAACCGGCCUAUUAAAGACAUAUUUUAAAUAUGAUGAGAGUUAGCCCAUCUUUAAAUGUGUAUAUCAGGUGCUUAAGGACUGACUCAUGUGGUAGCAAGACCCAAGACUUUCAGUGUUCGUUCAUGUCUCUUGACAGACCUCUUUCUGUAAACUUGUCAGAGAGGUAAAAAACAUCUGAGUGGAAAGUAACAGAUGCAGUGUUGUAUAGCACACACAUUGAAAGCGCAGCAUCAAAACUAUUACUUUCUCAACAGGAUAAAACACGUAAAACUUGGGUUCGCUUUAUUAUUGACUGUGGUGGUUUAGUGUCUCCAUAUCACAGGCAUUUAAAAUUGGUUUCUUGUAGGAGACUUCUAAACCCUGGGAUUAUCUCAGUUUUUUCUUUAUGCUUUCAGUGCAUUAGUUUCUAGCUCUGCAGUUCUAGGAGAUGUAGCAAAAUCCUGGUAAGGAUCAGGUGCUAACCAUUAAAGCUCAUUUUAUAGUGUUUACUAUUACAUGGAAAGCAGUUCUGUUAGUCUUUUAAUGUUUAUGCUGAAAAUUCUUACCUUUAUAUUUUAAUCUUUCAACAGCUGAGGUCUUGAACUGAUUUAAACCUUUGUCAGUAUGCUUAAUAAAGAAUGACACAAGUAUGUAUGGAAGGGAAAACUUUUUAAAGUAAUCAAGUUUUUCACUUUCUAUGGAGGAAAAACACUUUGUAAUAAUGUUUUGAGAACGUCAUUUGAAAGUUUGGUCAGUAAUAUGUUCUUUAAAUCCAUCACUGUUUGUACAAUAUAGAUAUUGUCCUGCUUUUGCUUUAGAUACUCAAUAACCAUUUCAGAAGCUCUGUAGUGAAUUGGUCUAAAAGAUACCAAUAAAUUCUAAAGUUUGAAGUCUGGAAGCCAAGCUAAGCGUCCCCACUUGUAAAUUAGAAUGUAACAUAGUGACAUACAUGAAAAAAUAUAAUUGUGUCUCCUGUCCUAUUUUUCCUUGCUUUCAGCAUAUGUGUGUUAGAAUUUUAUGUAGUCUUAAAAUCCAUGUUUAGAAUCUUCCCUGUUUCUGUAAUAAUGAAGAAAAUACCAAAGUAGUGAUAGAAUUGAAGUAGCAGGAAAAUUAUGUUUGUUUUAGCAUCAGAAAAGUGAAUCGAUGUUAAAAUCAAUUUUUGUAUAUGCCAGAUCAAAGAGAGCGUGCCAGUGACGAGAAUGGUGUAAAAAUAGAAUUAUACUGGUCGUAGUUCAAGUAUGUUCUGAAAGACAAUCUUUAGGGAAAUGGGAGAAUCAGGGGAUAUCAGUAUGUCAGUGAACCUAGAUCAGCCUCUCUUUGUAUAUAAAUAUGGUGAUAUAGUUAGAUACAAAAAUCAGUGUCUUACUGGCACCAGUUUAGAAAACAGGAUCUUUUUCUUAAAAAAUGCCCAUCCUGAUUUUUUUUCUACUUUAACAGCUACUUGGAUUUGUAUGUAUUUUCCUAUGUGAAAAAUGUAUGUACUCUUCAUUUUUAUUCCAGUAUUAAUAAUUGUUUAAAUACUGUUUCUCCCCUUUGCAUUCAGCGAAAUAGAACUUGGUCAAAGAUUUGCUCAAAGGAGCAGCGUUACGUGAGUGGAAAGUGGAAUUCUCGUUUCCAGAGCAGAAAAGAUUACACACUAUCAUGGCACAGAAGAGAAGUUUGGCUUGGAGGGCAAUAAUGUUUAGAAUUAAUGAUCAGGGGCCAGCAGCUAUUUUCUCAGGAUAAAUGGUCCACCUAACUUCUCUCUGAACAAGUCUGGGGAGGCUUCCUUUCCAUUUUCACAUUUAUGAACCUCUCCACACAAGCAGAUUUUUAACAAAGACGAAGGGACUUAUUAAACAUCUGAGAGAAAUCAUGAGUGAGCUGGUUCUUUUUUUCUGGCCUCACCUUUUGACAAGAAAAAGUUUAAAUGUAGUUCAGGUAAGACCUAACUAUUAUAGGGCAAUCCUUUUUUUUUUCUUUCUUUCUUUUUUUAAUUAUAGGGCAAUUCUAUGGUUCUGUUAAUGUAUUAAAAAAAUAAGCAGUGGCUUUCCCUGGGGGAAAAAGUGCUGGUUGUCAACUUAAAGAAAUCGAUUUUUGUCUACUUUGGAUAAAACAAUUAACUUCAUAUGUAAAAGCAAUAGUUUAAAUGUGAUGUCAUUUUGUUCAGAAUGUUGUGAACAAAUAAAAAAGUGUGUCAAAAUUGUUACAA
Molecule: messenger RNA, 4900 nt
Organism: Felis catus (domestic cat)
Lineage: Eukaryota; Metazoa; Chordata; Mammalia; Carnivora; Felidae
Gene: ELMOD2
Product: ELMO domain containing 2
Exons: 9
Coding region: 580-1461 (293 amino acids)
Cellular component (GO): membrane
Molecular function (GO): GTPase activator activity
Source: RefSeq, a predicted model, not a curated record